AUGGAUAAGACACUGACGUGUACUUCAUUAACAUUAAGUGAACAGAACCAUGCAUUAGUUAGAGAAGCAUUAACAUUAACUACGGUAAUUGAAGAUAGUCCAUUACAAAGAUCACCAUCACCAAAAAUAUCACACAAAACACCAUUUAAAAAAGAAACAAUUAUAAAUGAACAACACCCCAAAUUUCAAACUAUAAGUUGGCCAAUAAUACAAACAUCGUCAUAUUCAGAUUUAAUGAUAUCUCCAAAACCAAAUAAUUCCUACUCUCCAAUACAUUCUCAACAAUUGAACAUACAAAAAAAUUUAUAUUGUAUAUUGAAUGAAAUAGAAUUAUCUGAAUCAAGUUAUUUUAAUCAAUUGAAGAGCUUACAAGCAAAUUAUUAUCAAGAAUUAAUAAAUAACUCAAGUAGAAAAAUAGAAAUUCCAAUUCCAAUUAUAAACACCAACAUUAUUCUAAUUUCAUUAUGUCAAAUUCAUGAAAAUUUACAUAGAUUAAUUCGAGAAGUAUUUAAUAAUCAAUCAGAUUUAUUUAUCAAAGGUAACAAGAUCAUUGAUUUAAUUAAUCAUUAUGGCAUUUGUGUUUAUUGGUAUCGAUGGUAUUGUUCUUUACAUGAGCUCAUGUCUUCAUUAAUUACAAAUAUUUCAAUUAGGAAUGGAAAUUCAGAUAAUACAAAUUGGUUUAAAGGUUGGCAAAAUUUCAUGGAGGGUGCUCAACCAAUAUUAAAAUGUAAAGAUUUAUCAUUUAUUUCAUUGUCACAUAAACCAAUAGAUAGGAUAGUAAAAUACAGGCUAUUUAUAGAAAAUAUUCGAAAAGAUUAUGUGAAAUUAAAGCAUGGAUUUACAUUUGAUCAAGAUCAAGAAUAUUGGAAUACGAGUAGAAAAUUAAAGAUUAUAAAUGAAGAAUCUAGAGAAUUAUAUGAUAGGAAUGCAUAUUUACAGCUGGAGCUUAAAAAGUUGAUUUGGAUUGAUUUGAAAUAUGAAACUUAUCCUAAUUUUUAUGAUUUUAAUUUCUUUGGACAUCCCAUGUUUAUUGGACUUGUUAACAUCAUAUACAUGAAAUCAUUAGUUCCUGUUAUCGAAAAUUGUCCUGUUUUAUUAUUUAAAUCUCAUUUGAUUAUAUGUCAAUAUGAAAAACAUCAUCAUCAUUAUUUUCCAUUCAGGAAAUAUUCAAUAAAAUUUAUAAUACCAUUGAUGAAAUGCAAGAUAAUGAAUAAUGACACUACUGGAUUAUUCAUAAAUUAUACCUACAGUUUUAAAAUAAUUUUCAAAUUAAAUUUAACUACAUAUGAAUUAAUAUUUUGUUUUUUAAACGAGUUGGAUUGCGAUAAUUGGUAUGAUGGAAUAAACACAUUAAUUAAUUUCGUAAAUGAUAACAAUUUUGAUGAAGAAUAUGAUGAGAUUAAUUACUUUCAACAGAUUCCAAAUUACAUAUCUCCAAAAGGUAUAAAUUUACAUCAUUCAGAUUUUCAAAAAUUAAGGAAAAAUUGUUAUUUUGAUGAUUUAAAGAUAGUACAGAUUAAAUUUGAUCCAUUAUUAAAUGUGAUACUACCACCAGACAUAUUUGAGAAUAAGAUAUUUGAAAAUUUGAGAAAUGAAGGUAAUUUACAAUUAAUUUUAAAGAAACAAGAUUUGAUGAUUAAUGAGAGAUGGUUCAAUGAAAUUAUUGAUCCCAGGUUGAUCAUAUAUACAAACUAUGAAGAUUCCAAACGCUACAAAUUGAUGAAAUCAUUAUCUACAAAGAAAAAAUAA
This is a messenger RNA of Insectozyma verbasci, 1749 nucleotides long. NCBI's taxonomy places the organism in Eukaryota, Fungi, Ascomycota, Pichiomycetes, Serinales, Debaryomycetaceae. The record is from the annotation of a GenBank genome assembly.